AUGACUUCAAGGAAGAAAGUCCUCCUGAAAGUCAUCAUCCUCGGAGACUCUGGAGUGGGGAAGACCUCGUUGAUGAACCAGUAUGUGAAUAAGAAGUUCAGUAACCAGUACAAAGCUACGAUAGGUGCAGACUUCUUGACGAAAGAAGUCAUGGUGGAUGACAGACUUGUCACAAUGCAGAUUUGGGACACAGCAGGUCAGGAGAGGUUCCAGUCUUUAGGAGUGGCGUUCUAUCGCGGCGCAGACUGCUGCGUUCUCGUGUUUGACGUGACGGCACCCAACACCUUCAAGACUCUAGACAGCUGGAGGGACGAGUUUCUGAUCCAGGCCAGCCCCAGAGACCCAGAGAACUUCCCCUUUGUGGUGCUCGGCAACAAGAUCGACUUAGAGAACAGACAGGUCACAACCAAGCGGGCACAGGCUUGGUGUCAGAGCAAGAACAACAUCCCCUAUUUUGAAACCAGCGCCAAGGAGGCCAUCAAUGUAGAGCAGGCCUUCCAGACUAUUGCACGCAACGCUCUCAAACAGGAGACCGAGGUGGAGUUGUACAACGAAUUUCCAGAGCCGAUAAAGCUAGACAGGAACGAGCGAGCUAAGCCUUCAGCGGAGACCUGCAGCUGCUGA
Molecule: messenger RNA, 624 nt
Organism: Nerophis lumbriciformis (worm pipefish)
Lineage: Eukaryota; Metazoa; Chordata; Actinopteri; Syngnathiformes; Syngnathidae
Source: RefSeq, a predicted model, not a curated record